Molecule: messenger RNA, 2219 nt
Organism: Porites lobata
Lineage: Eukaryota; Metazoa; Cnidaria; Anthozoa; Scleractinia; Poritidae
Source: the annotation of a GenBank genome assembly
AUUUAUCUCCUUGUUUUUUGGUACUGUCUUCAUCUGGCAAACUGUAAACCACUGGCUCCUCAGGCGUCAUGCAAUCCGCGUGACGGUUUAACUGGUAGCGCAAAUUCUGUCACGAUACGCAUUCAGCACUUCAAGGGAGCGUCAGUCAACUUCCAACGAGAUAAACCGCUUCUUCUAACAGUCCUGCAUCACAAAAUAUCAAACGAUGGACAAAUAUACCCAUUGGCCAAAAACCUCAAGGCAAAGUUCCACGGACGAGAAGUUUGUUUCUCGGCAUUAAAAGAAACCAUUUUGGACGCAAAAGGAGCCGAAGAGACCAAACUGUACUCUUGCGAGCACGUGUGUCUGGAAGUUGGACAUGUUCGAAAACUGGUAACUAACUCAUCCUCAGGUGGCCGCUUGCAUCCUGGGACGGAGUGCUGUGUAUGGACACUAGAAAGAUAUCUCCAGCUGGCCGCAAUUGAAAAUGGUCCUCGGUGCUUGCAAUGUAAAGGGCGAGAAUGCCUUAAUGAUAAAAUGACAACCAGACAAUGUCCUCCUGGCGAUAGAUGCCUCGCCGUCACUCUCGAGAAAAAGAAUAAUACUGUAGGAACAAACUCGAGGUAAGUUUUGUAAAAUCGUAGUAAUAGGCGAUUUUUUGCUGAUCGAAUCUUAUCAAAUUUAAAAACUUAUUAGGACAAUUAACUACUAUGGCAACGAGCAUCCGACAAAGUCAGCUGUUCCUUCCUUAUAAAUACAUGAGGUCUCAUGACUAGGAUGCUUGAAACAAAACGUAAAAGUGGGCACCAAACUAGGCGAUAAUCGGCUUUCGUUAAUUUUAGGGGACCGGUUCUGUAGGGAGAAACAAAUAAGUGCGCGAGCAAAAUGACGUGUCAGUAAUGCAACAGAAAAAAAAUAUAUCGCAUGUUCAACAAAAAAGAACGAGAACUGUCGAAAUACUGGUCAUUUCUGGAUGCAUCUUUUACGCACGAAUUACGAAUAUCGCAGUCGGAGCAUUUCUUAGUAAUUUUUUGGAUUUUAGCCAAUUUACCGUAGAUUCAAGUGAGAAUGACACAGAAAAUAACUACGAUGUAUUUUUUCUCGUUCUACAUUUUACAUUUGGCGUAUACAUUCAUCGUAUUGUCCGGUAAACUCGUAGUUUUGCUCUUUCAAAGUUAGCUUUUUCCUCUAAAAAGCAACGGUCUCGUAAAAGUAACCAAAGCCUAGUAAUCGAUCCCUAGGGUGGCACUCCCUUAUGUUGCCUACAAGGGUAUGUCCCGCUGAACAGGGUAUGGCAUGGGUUUAUCGUGUAUAAGAGGGUGUCUUUUAAUUUGGUUAAGGUUGGCGUUGGGCGGUCUACAAUUGUGAUACCAACAUUUUUUAUGAUAUUAGUUUGAAACAUUUUUCAUUCUGUACGCAAAUUGGAACUAACCAGGGGCGUAAAAUACGAUCUUUUUAUAAAGUUCGAUAUCAAACAGCCCCCCCACAUAACCCACAUAAUGGUGCGGAGAAACGGCAGAGCUGGUGACACAAGUCCGCAUUGUAAAAUAAGACGCCUAGCGCUUAAAAUCUGCGUCGCUUUUGUUGGAUGCGUUUCUUUUUUUAAUUGGGAGGAUCCAAGAUUAGUCUCUUGAUCUCAGGUUCCGUUAUUUCGUUCAACCAACAUUGGCGUGAACAGGCAAGAACGUGACGGCAGCCUCAUAUUUUCAAAUCUAGACCGCCCGCCAAGCCGCUGGAAUAAGGUUGAUGGUUCAUAAAUCCUAGACACCCGGAUUUAUGUUCUCUAAUGAAUUCAUUCCUAGUAUGGAUUCUUUUGAAUUAAACGCUCAGAAGAGGCACAAAAUCCGUUUUUGGACCUUCCCAUUGAAAGAAAAGCCCCUAGUUAUUUCUUCAGCCUUCUCCACAAAUAAUUCUGCUUCUUUUGUCUACAUUUUAGCGUUGUACCAAUAAUGCUUGGCUGUUCAACUGACAACUCGUUGCGCGGCUACUCAUGCAACGACGGAUGUAGGGAAGUAAAGGUGGCGGGUUCUGGAACGAGGAAAGUUUGCGUCCACUGUUGCUCUGGCGACGAAUGCAAUAAGAAACAAGAGACCUUCAAAAACGCAACUGAAACUGGCGCAUUCGGAAACAAAGAUACAAUUGAACCAAGAAGUGGCUCGUUUGAUGUUGCGUCCAAUAGGAAGCUGGUAUUGCUUCCUCUUUUGUUGAGUGUAUGGUUCGUCAGAAGCAUGGAAUCUUAG